AUGGCAUCUUCAAGUUUUUCUCUUCUCUUCCCAUUCUUUGUUUUCUUCCUUCUCUGCAUCACUCACCCUGUCAUUUCUGACGGUGAUCAGGAGGAUGCUGUUCUUCAAGGCAUUAACGACUAUAGGAAAUCCUUGAAUUUGACUGCCCUCACAAAAAAUGAUAAUGCACAUUGCCUUGCUGAGGAACUAGCUGACCAAUUUAAGGAUCAACCCUGUACAAAUGCGACGGGCUCCAACACAGUACCAGGCACUGAGCCGCAGUUCCCCAAUUACCCAAGCCUUCUAGCCAAAUGCAAUUUGAAUGCCUCCAACACAAGGGAUGGAGCUGUGAUGCCUGCUUGUGUUCCCCACCUGGAUCCAAGUCUUGUGCUCACUAACUUCACAAGGACUCAAUACUCAGAAAACCUUAAUGAUACCAAGUAUACAGGAGCUGGGAUCGGUUCUGAUGAUAACUGGAUUGUUGUUGUUCUGACCACAAGCACACCUGAAGGAAGCUUUGUGACUUACAAGGCAGGCAGUUUGAAUGACAAUGCAGCCAAUUCGAGCGACAAGAAUAUCGGUCUGAUCUACUUGCUGCUUUUGCUGAUCGGUUCUCUCUUCUUGCUGUAA
This is a messenger RNA of Dovyalis caffra, 609 nucleotides long. The record is from the annotation of a GenBank genome assembly. NCBI's taxonomy places the organism in Eukaryota, Viridiplantae, Streptophyta, Magnoliopsida, Malpighiales, Salicaceae.